Messenger RNA from Sciurus carolinensis (gray squirrel), 5817 nucleotides. It is a transcript of the gene Nfix, whose product is annotated as nuclear factor I X. The record is from RefSeq and is a predicted model, not a curated record. Lineage: Eukaryota; Metazoa; Chordata; Mammalia; Rodentia; Sciuridae. Gene Ontology annotation, molecular function: RNA polymerase II cis-regulatory region sequence-specific DNA binding; DNA-binding transcription factor activity, RNA polymerase II-specific. Gene Ontology annotation, biological process: regulation of transcription by RNA polymerase II. Gene Ontology annotation, cellular component: nucleus.
GCGGAGCGGCGCGGGCCGAGCGCGGGGCCGAGGGCCGGGCGGGCGCAGCGCGGCGGAGGCCGGAGCAGCCGAGCCGGAGCCGGAGCCCGAGCGCGACCGCCGCCUGCCGGGCCUCCCCUCGCCGCGGCCGGCCGCCGCGCUCCCGCCCGGGAGCCCAGCUAUGUACUCCCCGUACUGCCUCACCCAGGAUGAGUUCCACCCGUUCAUCGAGGCGCUGCUGCCUCACGUCCGAGCAUUCUCCUACACCUGGUUCAACCUGCAGGCUCGGAAGCGCAAGUACUUCAAGAAGCAUGAGAAGCGAAUGUCAAAGGACGAGGAGCGGGCGGUGAAGGACGAGCUGCUGGGCGAGAAGCCCGAGAUCAAGCAGAAGUGGGCAUCCCGGCUGCUGGCCAAGCUGCGCAAAGACAUCCGGCCCGAGUUCCGGGAGGACUUUGUGCUGACCAUCACCGGCAAGAAACCCCCCUGCUGCGUGCUCUCCAACCCCGACCAGAAGGGCAAGAUCCGGCGGAUUGACUGCCUGCGCCAGGCCGACAAGGUGUGGCGGCUGGACCUGGUCAUGGUGAUUUUGUUUAAGGGGAUCCCCCUGGAAAGUACUGAUGGGGAGCGACUCUACAAGUCGCCCCAGUGCUCGAACCCCGGCCUGUGCGUCCAGCCACAUCAUAUUGGCGUCACAAUCAAAGAACUGGAUCUUUAUCUGGCUUACUUUGUCCACACUCCGGAAUCCGGACAAUCAGAUAGUUCAAACCAGCAAGGAGAUGCGGACAUCAAACCACUGCCCAACGGGCACUUAAGUUUCCAGGACUGUUUUGUGACUUCCGGGGUCUGGAAUGUGACGGAGCUGGUGAGAGUAUCACAGACUCCUGUGGCCACAGCAUCAGGGCCCAACUUCUCGCUGGCAGACUUGGAGAGUCCCAGCUACUACAACAUAAACCAGGUGACCCUGGGGCGGCGGUCCAUCACCUCCCCUCCCUCCACCAGCACCACCAAGCGCCCCAAGUCCAUUGAUGACAGUGAGAUGGAGAGCCCUGUCGACGACGUGUUCUAUCCCGGGACAGGCCGUUCCCCAGCAGCUGGCAGCAGCCAGUCCAGGUGGCCCAACGAUGUGGAUGCAGGCCCGGCUUCUCUAAAGAAGUCAGGAAAGCUGGACUUCUGCAGUGCCCUCUCCUCUCAGGGCAGCUCCCCACGCAUGGCUUUCACCCACCACCCGCUGCCUGUGCUUGCUGGAGUCAGACCAGGGAGCCCCCGGGCCACGGCGUCAGCCCUGCACUUCCCCUCCACGUCCAUCAUCCAGCAGUCGAGCCCAUACUUCACACACCCGACCAUCCGCUACCACCACCACCAUGGGCAGGACUCACUGAAGGAGUUUGUGCAGUUUGUGUGCUCGGAUGGUUCAGGCCAGGCCACCGGACAGCCCAACGGUAGCGGCCAGGGCAAAGUCCCGGGGUCAUUUUUGCUACCGCCGCCGCCUCCAGUGGCCAGACCUGUGCCCCUUCCUAUGCCUGAUUCCAAAUCCACCAGCACUGCCCCAGACGGCGCCGCCUUGACUCCUCCAUCACCUUCAUUCGCAGCGACAGGCGCCUCCUCUGCCAACCGGUUUGUCAGCAUCGGACCCCGGGACGGCAACUUUCUGAACAUCCCACAGCAGUCUCAGUCCUGGUUCCUCUGAUAAGAUCGACAAAGAAACAGCAAAAUGAAAAGAAGAGGUUCCUCAAAAGGGGGGAGAAGAAAUUUUGAGACAUGGAAAAAUCCCCCAGCCCAGCCCAGCCCCACCGAAAAGCAAAAAAUUAGACGUCGUCAGCCACUCAGCCCUUCUCUCCUCCGGCCCGGGACCCCUGCAGGCCCCCGAAGCAGCCCAGUUCUCAGAGAGCCCUCGGAAGGGGUCUCAGCGGAGCUGUGCACCAGCAGCCAAGCAGAAAGAAACAUGCAAAACGGACUCUGCCAAGCAGAGGACAGACAGAAAGAAAGGAUGCGGCAGGACUGCCUUCCUCCCCACCCCAGCCUGGCCUUCUGGGGAAGGAGCACAAUUCCCAAACAGAGCUACCAGCACAGUUCUGAAGGGGCCUGGCCCCCACCUUCACCCUUCCUAGGGAACCCCACUCUCCACUCCAGCCUGAGCUUUCCUAGGGAGCCUGGAAGACUUGCUUGUAAAGAUGAUGGGAUGUAGGUUGGCGAGCUCUCCCUUCUAGACUUUACCCCCCUCCUUCCCACCCUUCUUGACUCGGUUCUGGCUUCUACCCCCAGCUGCUCCAGACCAGGUGAGGGAGGCCCUCGGGUGGGCAGGGGGUACCCCCUGGAGCUACCUGCUAUGUCAGCCCAGAAUGGAAGGUGUUCUGCCGUUCCACCCUGAGCUGCAGGGGCAGUUCUGAGGCCCCAGAGCCCUCUAUACAGUCCACAGGAGAAAGAUGGAAUGCUCUUAACUGAUCCCACCCCAGCUUGGGACAGGCCUCCUAUUCCCUCUCUGAAGACCAGGAGGGCUGUUCCCUUAUCCUGCCAGGAGUGAAGGGAGUUGGGCUCCAGGUCGCCCCUGCACCCCAGCCCCGCAUGCAGGUGCCCUCGCUGGGCCCCAUCGGUCCCUGCCCCUGCCCCUCAUGCUUACAGCACUGCUGGGGCCAGCCCGAGAUGGAGCAGAAAGGGGACCCCGGAGCCAAUCAAGGAGGAUGAGGCAGCUGCUGCUGCUGCUGCUGCUGCUGCUGCUAAGCUGCCACCUGCGCUUAGGUAGGCGUCCUGCUCCGCCGACUUUCAGUUCCUUUGGAGGGUGUUGGGUGUUGUCCUUUUCAAAAGUGUUUUGGAGCUUUCUGUCCCCCACCUUUCCCACCACACCCACCCCCCAUGGCCACUUCUCUCUGGAUUUAGCUGUAAUGUCUUUACUCUUUAUUUAGGGGUGGGGCAGUCAUUGUUUGGGUCUUUUGCUGUUGCAAUUGGGUAUUCCUCCUCCAUUUGAGCAACUUGGGAACAAUUUGGUAACACACCACAGGAAGUAGCUCCCCCCUAGUCCCCUCCUUCCCCAAGGGAUGGUGGGGGCCUGUCCAGAGGUUCUUUAGAAGUCCUCCUGGGAGGGAGGGGAGCAUGAGCACGCCCAGCCCCCUCCAGGGUGUGACUUGGCCCCUCUGGCUUGUCUUUCUGUGCCUUACUCCCUCUUUCCUGCGUCUCCGCUCCCCGGCCCCCUUCUCAAGUCCUUGUGCCUCUCUUUCUCUCUUUCUUAACGGUAUGAAAACACAAAGCACAGGUCAGGAUCCUCUGAAAGUCAAUCAGUCCAACAUUGCACCAGUAGGGGUGGGUUAUGGGCUUUAUUUAUUGAGAAUCUAGUUUGUGAGGCUGUAGCCCUGAGCCGGCGGAAGGAGGGAAGGAGCCGCCCGGGGAGAGAGGAGGGCCAUUACCUGGGUUUGCGGGGCCCGCAGGUGGCGCCUGCUCCCCAGCGCGAAGCCGCUAGGUGGCUGGCCCCAGGGGCGGCUUCUGUUGGAAAUUGAGGGAAGCCCUCCCCCGCUCUCCUCGGCGUUCCACGCUGAGAGGACCCCAGGGCUGAGGGGCAGGAGAUCCCGCGGGAGAUUCCUGGGGCGUGGGAAGCAAGGCCCCGGGGUGGGGGGCCGGGCGGGCCGGGCGUGACGCGCGGUCAAAGUGCAAUGAUUUUUCAGUUCGGUUGGCUAAACAGGGUCAGAGCUAAGAGGAGCGGAAGCGGGGGUCCCUGCCCGGCCGCGUGCGCCCCUUCCGUCGAAGACAAUCGGGGCCGCGAAGUGCUGUGGCACUGUGGGAGCCGGGGUCUGUGGGCACCCGCCCGGGCGAGGUCGGAAGCUGCAGGCCAGCUGGGCCCGGCGGGGUCGUUUGGGCGGGCAAGGGGCGCUCCUUUCCCAAGUGGUGGUGUGAGGGGCAGGCGAAGGGCAAUGAGGGCGACAGAUGUGGGUACGUGUCAGGAGAGGAAAAAAAAAAAAAAAAAAAACCCACAAAAAAUAUAUAUGGGGGAAAUGAACUUUUUUUUUUCAUUGAACCAAGUGCAAUGCAUCAGAGAGUUUUCCUAUCUUUGUAUGUUAAAGAGAUUGUUAAGAAAAAAAUUCUAUUUUUGUUGUAAUGUCCUCGCGGCUCUGGGGACGCUAAAAGAACUAGGCCUGCCCCGCCCUGCGCGGGGAUGACGAAAGCUGAGUGUUUUUUCCUUUCCUUUUUUUUUUUUUUUCUUUCUUUUUUCUUUUCCUUCCUUUUUUUUUUUUUAAGUCGUUUUCCUGCGUUGACGAGGAUGAUCUGGGGUUUUUAUUUGUUUCGUCGUUCGUUCUCGGUUUCGGUGGGAGGGCUGAAGGAAACGUUCACAUUUUGGAGUUAAAAAAAAAAAAAACCACCUCGACAUUAAAAAAAAAAAAACCAACACAAGAUCAAAAAGGAAAAAAAGGACGAGAGAAAAUUAUUUUAGGAUAAUUAAAUAUAAAAACCCUGGUGCUUCUUACAUUAUAAAGUACGUUUUAAAAACCCACAAACUAUUAUACAUAAGUUUAUGAAUCAAUUAAAUAUCCUGCACUUGUUAGGAACACGCAUAUCCCUUCUUUGUUGAGUUUAACGGAACGGGACAGCGGCGUGCGCCCGGCGGCUGGGCUGCUCUUGCCGCGGAUCUCCCCGGGCGCCCCUCCCUGGGCCCAGCGCCCCCUUCUCGCCCCAUCCCCGUCUGGGCACCGGGGCACGGCAGGGGGUCCCCAGUCCCUCCCCCGCAGAGGUCAAUGCCAACGAACAAAUGUUCCCUCCCCGCUCCCUCUCCGCCCCGAGCGCCCUUCUUGGAGCCAGACGCCAACUUGACCCUCACCAGCAUUAUCAGGAGCGCGCUCAGCAAGUUGGUAGUUUCCUCCCCGAACCCCUUCCCCCGUGACCCCCAACUCAACAUCACUUCUCCCUUCCCCGGCCCGCUCCGGGGAGCACCCUGAAGGCUCGAUGCCCCAGGACAGGACCAGCCACGCUGACAGGUUGAUUUGCCCAGGCCCGCGCUCGCACGCACGCACGCACACGGCCCCGCACAUAGCCCCGCCCCACCCCGCAACCAGCCCUGUCGACUGCCUUACACACCCGCCCCCGCGCUGGCCGGCCGACCUAGUGCCUUGUUCUCACCCCCGUGCUGGCGGAGCGGACGCCGCGCUCUGGGUCCCAGAGGGGCCGGGUGGCUCAGACGACCCACCACUUCCCCACCCUGACCGUGCUGAACGGACCCCCCCCACACACACACACGAGAGAAAAUAAGGAGCAAUAAAGUCACGAGAACUUUUGUCCCCCAAUCGAGAGCCCGAGGGGCACCCUAGCCCCACCUCUGCUGCCCCCACCCCACCCACCCUUGGGGCGCCCCCUUCACCCCGCAAGCCAGCCUGGGCCAGCCCCGCUUCAGCCCCUCCCGGGAGAUCCGUGCGCCCGACCAGCACCAGCAUCGCGGACCGCAAAGGCCGCCCGUCCCGUCAAACAAGUUUCUUCUUAGGCUAAGAAACGCAGUAUAUACGAGUAUCUCUAUAUAUAGUACUAAUGGAUUUGGUGUGCUUCCCCCUUAGCGUCCCCCUCCCUCUGCUCCUCCUCCUUCAGCCUGGUCUCCCCCUUCUCUGCCCUCCCCCCGCCCCCCGUCUCUGCACUGAGAUACAUAAGAAACAAGGGUAGUUUACUGUCUGUUUUGUUUUCUGGGUUUUCAGUGUCCUAGCGGAAUGCAAGUAGGCAGCCAGCCCGUCUGUUCCCUCUCCGCCCCGCCCCGCCCCGCCCCCGUCACUGCGCUUCUGUUAUACCAUCUUUGCCUGACUCUCUCCGGCUUCUCCAUUGAAUGGCUAAUGUGUAUGUGAAAUAAAGAAAUAAAGAAAAACAAAAGCAAGA